Dictyostelium discoideum AX4 is the source of this 603-nucleotide messenger RNA. It is a transcript of the gene pemtB, whose product is annotated as phospholipid methyltransferase family protein. Gene Ontology annotation, cellular component: mitochondrial membrane; endoplasmic reticulum membrane. The coding region runs from base 1 to 603 and encodes 200 amino acids. NCBI's taxonomy places the organism in Eukaryota, Evosea, Eumycetozoa, Dictyosteliales, Dictyosteliaceae. Gene Ontology annotation, biological process: phosphatidylcholine biosynthetic process. The transcript is spliced from 3 exons. Gene Ontology annotation, molecular function: phosphatidyl-N-methylethanolamine N-methyltransferase activity; phosphatidylethanolamine N-methyltransferase activity; S-adenosylmethionine-dependent methyltransferase activity. The record is from RefSeq and is a predicted model, not a curated record.
AUGGAAAAAGGGUUAUCAUCUGAUUUAAUCAUUGCAUUUGUUGCAAUUGUUUUACAUGUUGUCAAUUAUAAUGUUACAGCACAAUUCGAAUAUAAAACUAGAUAUUUUACAAAGUUAAUUGGUAGAAAUGCAAUUUACUAUUAUGCAGUUUUUUUAAUUAUUUCAGCAUUAAUUAGAGAUCAUUUUAUCAAUGUUGCAGUAUUAUCAGAUAAAGAUUCAAUCAUAUUAUUCCCAACUGAAAUUGCAAAUAUGAUUGGUGAUAGUUGUUUUAUUUUUGGUAUUUUAUUAAAUAUUUGGACUUUAAAAGCAUUGGGAAUUAAAGGAAUGUAUAAUGGUGAUAGUUUUGGUCACAUUAUGGACUCACCAGUAACUGGUGGACCAUAUCAAUUUUUCAGUGAUCCACAAUAUGUUGGUACUACUAUCGCUGCUUUAGGUGUUGCUAUUAGAAAUCAAAGUAUUUAUGGAUUCUUAUGUACAAUUUUGGUAGGUGUUGUUUUUUACAUUUCAGCUACAUUUGUUGAGACACCACAUUUGAAAAAUAUUUAUUCAAAUAGAUCUUAUUCAAAAAUCAACUUUAAAAAUUUAAAAUCAUUAAAAAAUUAA